Salvia miltiorrhiza (redroot sage) is the source of this 1342-nucleotide messenger RNA. Its product is annotated as glucan endo-1,3-beta-glucosidase, acidic-like. Bases 78 to 1193 code for a protein of 371 amino acids. The transcript is spliced from 3 exons. Gene Ontology annotation, molecular function: hydrolase activity, hydrolyzing O-glycosyl compounds. Lineage: Eukaryota; Viridiplantae; Streptophyta; Magnoliopsida; Lamiales; Lamiaceae. Gene Ontology annotation, cellular component: plasma membrane. The record is from RefSeq and is a predicted model, not a curated record. Gene Ontology annotation, biological process: carbohydrate metabolic process.
UCUCCUAACAUCUAGUACUAUAAAACAGAGCCUUCAAGAAAUAUUGGAUCCUAAAUUAUAUAUUUUCCUUGAUCUCCAUGUCUAAUACAUCAAAACACUUGAUGUCAACACUUGUCAUUGUGUGGCUGCUCACAAUAAUCUCUCGAGAUUCUGCAGUAGCUCAAGUGGGAGUCUGCUACGGACAGAAUGGAAACAAUUUGCCUCCUCCAUCAAAAGUGGUAUCUCUAUACAAGGAAAACAACAUCAAACGCAUGCGGCUCUACGCCCCCGACCCGCCCACUCUGGACGCCCUCUGCGGCUCCGGCAUCGAGCUCAUGCUGGGCGUGCCCAACCAGGAUCUCCCCCACCUCGCAAGCCGCCCAAGCAACGCCAAAGCUUGGGUCCAGGGCAACAUAACGCGCUACCCCAACGUCCAAUUCCGAUACAUCACAGCCGGGAACGAGAUCGAGCCCAACUCCACGUUAGCGCAAUACGUCUACGGCGCGAUGCGGAAUCUCCAAGCCGCCGUCUGCGAAGCCGGCCUCGGAGACCGGAUAAGCAUCUCCACGUCAAUCAACUUCAAUCUCAUCGAAAACUCGUACCCGCCAGAAAACGGCACGUUCAAGGCAGCCGAGGUGCGGUACAUAAAGCCGAUCCUGGAAUUCCUGGCGGAGACGCGGUCGCCGCUGCUCGCCAGCGUGUAUCCUUACUUCGCCUACAGGGGCGACCCGGUGCAUGUACCCCUGCAGUACGCGCUCCUGCAGCCCAACAGCGGAAUUUGCAUCGGCGAUGUUUACUACGAUAAUCUCUUCUAUGCGCAGGUGGACGCCGUGUACGCGGCCAUCGACAAGCUCAUGAAGAAUGAUAUAGGUGCUUCCCUGCAUCAAAAGCUCAGAGGCAUUCCGUCAAAGGAGGCGGAGCGGAACGUGCGCGUGGCGGUGUCGGAGACUGGCUUUUCGUCAAAGGAGGGAGGCAAGAAAAUGAGCGUCGGCGACGACGGGAGUGGUCCGAGCACCGUGGAGAAUGCGAGAAUCUACAACAACAAUUUGAUGCGAAUUGUGAAGAAGGGAACGCCGAUGCGGCCGGGGCAGCCGAUAGAGACCUACAUAUUUGCUAUGUUUGAUGAGAAUGAGAAGCCGGGCGACGAGAGCGAGAAGCAUUUCGGAAUUUUUCUGCCCAGCGGGAAACCUAAAUACAAACUCUGUUUUUACUAGCUAUGGUGGUUUUGAAUUUUGGGUGAUUGUAAAUCAUGUGUGGUUUGGAAUAAGGAGUGUUGGCUCAAUGGUCGCCCUUUAAUUGUUUGAUCAAAGUUCUUGUCGGAAAUUAAUGCAGUUCGUACUAAAUUUACUUGUUUGUGAGAAAA